Messenger RNA from Hordeum vulgare subsp. vulgare (domesticated barley), 1988 nucleotides. RefSeq names its product UDP-glycosyltransferase 86A1. The transcript is spliced from 2 exons. The record is from RefSeq and is a predicted model, not a curated record. The coding region runs from base 337 to 1800 and encodes 487 amino acids. Gene Ontology annotation, molecular function: UDP-glycosyltransferase activity. NCBI's taxonomy places the organism in Eukaryota, Viridiplantae, Streptophyta, Magnoliopsida, Poales, Poaceae.
AGUUCACAUGCAUCGCCAGAUAUCGUGGCAGCUGAUAAGCCGCGCAGUCGUGUAAUCAGACCAAUCGUUGCGCGCUAGGGAGAAGGCGCAAAUUUUGACUAAACGUUGGCAACAAACACCACUACUCCAUUUCAAAAUGCCAGUAAUAAACUAAUAAUCAAAUAACACCUGCCAAGUGAUCGAACCGGAUGCCGGCCGGCGGCUACAGAGAUAGCGACGGAUUUCAUAAGCUAGUCUUGCGUUCUUGGCACCACGCACCAAUAAGUGAAGUGCGACUGUGCGAGUGAUAGUUCGCAGAAACCUCUGGGGAAUUAGCUACCUAGCUAUUGGUAGGCGAUGAUGGCGCAAAAAGAGAUCGGCAUAGCAGCGACGAGCGGCGGCAAGGCCAAGCCGCACGCGGUGGUGGUGGUGUACCCGCUGCAGGGCCACGUGAUCCCCGUGACGCACCUCGCGUUGCGGCUGGCGGUGCGGGGCUUCGCCGUCACAGUCGUCAACACGGAGGCCGUGCACCACCAGACGGCGCGCGCGCUCGGCGUCGACCCAGCCGGACACGACUUCUUCGACGGCGCGCGCGCGUCGGUGCCGGAGAUGGACGUGCGCUACGAGCUUGUCAGCGACGGCCUCCCCGUAGGGUUCGACCGGUCAUUGCACCACGACGAGUUCAUGGGCUCGUUGCUCCACGCGCUCUCCGGCCACGUCGAGGAGCUGCUUGGCCGCGUCGUCGUCGACCCGGCCGCCACCUGCCUCGUCGCCGACACCUUCUUCGUGUGGCCGGCGACGCUCGCCAGGAAGUUCGGCAUCGCGUACGUGUCCUUCUGGACCGAGCCUGCGCUCAUCUUCAACCUCUACUACCACGUUCACCUGCUCACCAACAACGGCCACUUCGGUUGCAACGAGCCACGGAAGGACACGAUCAUGUACAUCCCAGGCGUGCCGGCAAUCGAGCCGCACGAGCUCAUGUCCUACCUCCAGGAGACGGACACCACCAGCGUGGUGCACCGCAUCAUCUUCAAGGCCUUCGACGAGGCGCGGCGCGCCGACUACGUCCUCUGCAACACCGUGGAGGAGCUGGAGCCGUCCACCAUCGCCGCCCUCCGCGCCGAGAAGCCCUUCUACGCCGUCGGCCCCAUCUUCCCCGCCGGCUUCGCCCGCAGCGCCGUCGCCACCUCCAUGUGGGCCGAGUCCGACUGCUCCCAGUGGCUGGACGCGCAGCCGCCGGGCUCCGUCCUCUACAUCUCCUUCGGCAGCUACGCGCACGUCACCAGGCAGGAGCUGCACGAGAUCGCCGGCGGGGUCCUUGCCAGCGGCGCAAGGUUCCUGUGGGUGAUGCGGCCGGACAUUGUCAGCUCCGACGACCCUGACCCGCUGCCCGAGGGGUUCGCCGAGGCGUCCGCCGGCCGCGGCCUCGUGGUGCCGUGGUGCUGCCAGGUAGAGGUGCUCUCCCACGCCGCGCUGGGUGGCUUCCUGACGCACUGCGGGUGGAACUCCGUGCUGGAGAGCGUGUGGUCGGGAGUGCCAAUGCUCUGCUUCCCGCUGCUCACCGACCAGUUCACUAAUCGCCGGCUCGUCGUGCGGGAGUGGCGCGUCGGCGUGCCCAUCGGGGACCGUGGAGCGGUGUUCGCCGACGAGGUGAGGGCCAGGAUCGAGGGCGUCAUGUCCGGGAAAGAGGGGGAGGAGCUCCGGGAAGCGGUGGAGAAGGUGAGGACGACGCUCAAGGCGGCCGCGGCACAAGGUGGGUCGUCGCAGCGGAGCUUUGAUGAGUUCGUCGACGAGCUAACACGCCGUUGCGGCGGAUGUUAAGCUGAGCAGUCGACCGGCCGUGUUGGAGAAGUGGUCGCGAAUGCAGUUUAUAUUCCGGUGUGUGUAUAAGAGUCUUUAUUCUCUGUUCCGUGUGUAAUAUGUGCACUACGUUGACUCAGUGUUCUGCGGUGGUGCGAUCGAUAUACUCCAUUCGUUCCUAAAUAAUUGUUGUUAUAUCCGUUCCUAAA